AUGUUACUAAGAACCUAUAGUGCACCAAUUCACACUUCUUUCCUUCUUUCUCAUUCAAUGGAAUCUUCACCUGAACAAGAUCUCAAUCACCACCACCUUCCUCCUAAAACACUUGCAACCCCUUCCAAAACUAAGAACAAGAGCUUUUCAUCACGUAGUAACCUUGUUAAGAAUCCUCAUCAGAAUAUAGUGGAACAUGAAAAAACAACACCUUCAAUUAGAGAAGAAGUGCUUUUUUCAAGCUAUAGUUUAAAUAAACAAGUUUUGGAUCAUGAAGAGGGUGGUAAGAAAGUUGUAAAGUUGCAAACUUUAGUAAUGGGUGGUGGUGGAAUGGGAUGUGAUGAUGGUGGAAGAAUUUGUGGUGGUGGAAAUGGAAAUGGAAAUGGGUGGGAGAAUAAUUAUGGUAGAGAUGAAACUCAUGCUUAUUAUCAGAACAUGAUUCAAGCAAAUCCAAAUAAUUACCUUUUACUUGGAAAUUAUGCCAAGUUUUUGAAAGAGGUUUGUGGAGAUUAUGGUAAAGCAGAGGAGUAUGUUGAAAGAGCCAUUCUGGCUAACCCUAGUUAUGGUGAUGCCUUAUCCCUAUAUGCAAAUAUAAUAUGGAAAACUGAGAAGAAUGUUGAUCGAGCUGAAGCAUAUUUUGAUCAAGCUGUUAAAAGUGAUCCAAAUGAUUGCUAUGUCUUGGCUUCAUAUGCAAAAUUUCUAUGGGAUGCUGAUGAAGAAGAUGAAGAUGAAGAUAAUGACUGUCAACAUAAGAACCAUACAUAUUCACAUGAAAUCACUGCAGCCUCUAAAAUCUAA
Vicia faba (fava bean) is the source of this 798-nucleotide messenger RNA. The record is from the annotation of a GenBank genome assembly. NCBI's taxonomy places the organism in Eukaryota, Viridiplantae, Streptophyta, Magnoliopsida, Fabales, Fabaceae.